GUCCUGGGUGGCUGCUGACUGAAAACCUGGGUGGCUGCUGCUGAGUUGUUCCACGACCAUGGCGGAGGAGCUGCAGGACCUCAGAGAGCAAGUGCGACAGCUGCGAGAGGAUAAGAGGCGACUCCAGGAGGAGGUCGCGGCGCGGGCAGGAGCACAGCCGGGUCCGAGUGCCCCCAGGACAAUGAUGAACACUGCCCCCCCUGAACGCAUCAUCUACCUCCCACGAGAGAGGAAGUGCCCUAUGUUUCGGGGUACUCAUGGUAUUGGGGUAGAUGAGUGGGUGGAUGAGCUGGAGCACAUCGUCCGGCUGAGGGAAGAGCUGGACCGAGAGCGUGAGGAGAGGAGGUACUUCCAGCUGGAGCGGGACAGGAUCCAGGCCUUCUGGGAGAUCAGCAAGAGGACUGCGGAGGCGGUGCAGGCCGAGCUGAGGAGGAGGAACCUGGAGAAGGAGGAAGCGGAGGAGCGCCACCACGUGGAGAUCUCUGUCUACAAGCAGAAGCUGAAGCAGGUUCUGUUGGAGCAGCAGAACAACGUCACCGGGAAGCUGAACGCUGUGAACACGCCCUCUGCAGUCCAGAACGGACACACCGAGUCCUCGCUGGAUCUCCAAAGAGACGGUGAAGCCCCGAAUGGAGUGCUCAGGGAGAAGAAGUUCCACGAAAUGAAUCUGAAGGAGCUGAAGCUGAAACACCAGGUGGAGUUAAUGGAGCUGACCAACGAGUACGAGCGCAGAAUCCGAGACUUGGAGGUGAAACAUCACGAGAGGAUACGCUCUCUGAUCCGCACUGAGGAGAAGAGGCGGAGGAUGGAGAUGGAGGAGGUGGAGAAGCAGAUGAGGAGUUGUGUGGUGGACGUGAAAGAGGAGCAGGAGCGAGCACUGCGGGGAGCGGAGGAGCGUUACUCUGCUGCUCAGACCAGGCUGCUGACGGAGCACGAGCAGCUGAAGAAGCAGCUGCAGGAGGCGCAGCAGGAGAACAAACAUCUGACUGAAAGUCUGAGAGACGCACAAUCUAAACUUCCUGAACUGCAAACACAGCUGAAGCAAUACAACCAGAACCAGGCUGCUGCAACUAGAUGUCGAGCUCGUCUGAAGUUGGUUGAAGUGGAGCUCAAAGAACUGAAGAAGGAACAUGAAAUAAUGCUGCAGGCCUUCAGGAAGGUGCAGCAGGAGCGUGACGAGCUGCUCAGGUCUCAGCAGUCUCAGGUGUUUGAGCUGCAGCAGCGUCGCAGCCUGAAGGAGCUGCUGCUUCAGUCCAAACUCUCCUCUCUCACACACACGCUGCAGCGGACGCAGCAGGAGCCGAGUGUGUGUGCGAGCAACACACCACACCAACCGGCUGACGCGCAGCCGCAGGAGGCCGCAGAGACGCGGCUGGACACACUCUGACGAGAGACCACCAGCCACCAUCUCUCAGAAACACUUUACCACAGACUGUUACCAUGGUUGCCAUGGCGGAGGAGAUGCUUCCUGGUUGGACAUAAAACAUCUCAGAUUUUUCAAGUUUGUCAGCCGGUUUUUAUGCCAUUUCCAUGGUGAUGCUCGGCCGUCUGACGGUCUGAAUAUUUUUCGCUGACUUAAUAAAAUGUUAUAUUUUGAUAACUUCUA
Molecule: messenger RNA, 1606 nt
Organism: Salarias fasciatus (jewelled blenny)
Lineage: Eukaryota; Metazoa; Chordata; Actinopteri; Blenniiformes; Blenniidae
Product: dynein regulatory complex subunit 4-like
Exons: 8
Coding region: 59-1387 (442 amino acids)
Biological process (GO): flagellated sperm motility
Cellular component (GO): motile cilium; microtubule; Golgi apparatus
Molecular function (GO): microtubule binding; small GTPase binding
Source: RefSeq, a predicted model, not a curated record